Messenger RNA from Boeremia exigua, 802 nucleotides. RefSeq lists its product as uncharacterized. The transcript has a single exon. NCBI's taxonomy places the organism in Eukaryota, Fungi, Ascomycota, Dothideomycetes, Pleosporales, Didymellaceae. The coding region runs from base 116 to 373 and encodes 85 amino acids. The record is from RefSeq and is a predicted model, not a curated record.
AACGCGCCCAGAUACCGCGCGCUCAACCCGUGUCCCCGAAUAUAAGUGUAGAGUCUGAGUCGCUUCGUACACGCCGCCUAGCACCGGACGUGCGGAUGAGGCUGUGAGUAGUUGCAUGGCCGGAGCAGCCGUAGCGGGUGUAGCUUGUGGACUGAGCGUAGCAGCUGUAUCUCUCGAACUGACUGUAGCGGCUGUAGCGGCUGUAUCUCAUGAACUGGCCGUAGCGGCUGAACCACCCGUCGUCACUGCACCGCGUCCCUCGUAUCUGUCCGCACCACAGUCCUCGAGCCUCGACAGCCGUACGAUUUCGCGCGCUCUUAGACGCCUUGCGCUUCUUGCGGUCCCUCGGCGAGCGCGAGCGUCCAGUGCGUGAUCUGCAACGUGAGGUAGCCAAGCGCGGUCCCGACCUCGGGACUCCUGUGUCGGGUUUCGCGGCUGGAGAGGAGCGGGGAGGAGUGGUGAGGAAAGGAAUAUGUAGGCAGCACGGACAGAACGCGAUGUGCAGCGAUCCUCGUGCAGCGAUCCUCUUGCAGCGAUCCUCUGGCAGCGAGACACGGGGUGUGGUGUUCAAGCGCCGCGCGGUAUGGCCAGGAGACGGAGUGAAGUGUGGAGGACCUGGGUUGUUUUCACUAGGUGCGUGGGCACUGCAUGGCGACUGGUAAGGUCACUGUGCAUUCAUCCUCUAUCCUUCAUCCUUCAUCCUUAUUCCUGUCUCAGCUUCGCACCGCCACGCUGCCUUGGAAACACACUCACACUCCUGGCUUUGAGGGUGCCUCUUUGAGGGUGCCUCUUUGAGGGUGCC